Messenger RNA from Acanthosepion pharaonis, 903 nucleotides. The record is from the annotation of a GenBank genome assembly. Lineage: Eukaryota; Metazoa; Mollusca; Cephalopoda; Sepiida; Sepiidae.
AUGCUUUCGACGUUGGUCAGGGCAGAAGGCAAAGCCCAACCUUCGACAUCGAGUCUGGUAGAAAUUCAAGGUUAUUUUUGGGAUCUGGGAACGCUCUCUUCUUCUAUCUCUCUUGCUCUUCGCUUCGCUUUUCUCUUUCACUCUACUUUUGUCUUUAUCGUUUCAUUUUUUUUUUUUGCAUUCUCUUUUUCUCUUUCUUUGACUUUUUCAUUCCCACUCUGUGUUUUUCUUUAUGUCAUUUUGUGUGAAAUUCUCUCUCUCUCUCUCUCUCUCUCUCUCUUUAUCUCUCUGCUCUUUUCUUUCUCUCUCUUUCUCGAUGCCAUUCUUUAUGCGGAUUCAUGUGGUCAUCUUCUUCUUUAUCUCUCUUGUUCUCCUCCUUCUAUGCCUUUCUCUUUCUAUGUUAUUUUCUCUACCUCUCUGUGCCUUUCUCUUGCCCUCUCUAUGAAUGUCUUUCUUUUUCUCUCUGAUCUCUUUUCCAUUCUAUUCUUGGGCUUUUUUCUCCUCUCUGCGUGUAAUACUGUUUCUGCGUCCGUGUCUCUGCUUCUGCACACGCUUGCACGUCCGCCAUUUUUUGCUAUUUUUCGCUUUUUUACAUUUUUGCUUUUCACCUUCUCUCUCUCUCUCUCUCUCUCACUCUGCUGCUAUCUAUAUCUCUGUUUUACUUUCUUUCCUUCACUAAUAAUUUUCUCUCUUUUUGACACUCUUCUUUAUGUGGCUUUCUUUCUUUAUAUAUUCUUUCUUAUGCUUCUCUUCCUCUCAUUUUUAUCAUUCUCUUUUUUUGCCCCUCCCCCCUCUCUCUCUCAAUUCCCAUACGAUCCACUUUUUCUCUCAGUGGAUUUUUGUUUUCGUUAUAUGCGUUCCUCUUUCCAUCACGCUCUCUUCGUCCCUUCGUUUUGUCCUUAA